Caenorhabditis briggsae is the source of this 1416-nucleotide messenger RNA. The transcript has 4 exons. The record is from RefSeq and is a predicted model, not a curated record. Lineage: Eukaryota; Metazoa; Nematoda; Chromadorea; Rhabditida; Rhabditidae. Bases 1 to 1416 code for a protein of 471 amino acids.
AUGUCAUCAGCUAUACCGGACGCUAACAAGAAACUAUCCUAUGAUUGUUUGAAAUGUGUACUUCAAAAGUUAGAGGUGAAUUUUAGAUUUCGACUUGCCGAACGUCUUCCGAAAAUAAGUCUUGCCGAGAAAGCUGUUCCACUUUAUAUCUCUAAACUCUCAAUUUCUGAAGGGAGCGUCAAAAUAAACGACACCAAAUACCGUCUUGGUAUUAUUUGCAAACCCCGUGAGGGUCCCACUCCCGAAAUAAUCAAAGAGGAACAGCGAAGAGGUGGAUGUAAAUGCGAUUUCGAUAGGUUUGGAUUCGAGAAGCGCUCCCUUCCAGAACUAACUCCUGGGGAUAUUCUUAUUCGAGAUUACGAUCCUGCCGCAGACUUAGACAUGAAUCUUGAAUUGGCAGAGGCAAAUGUGGUGAGAGAUCAGAAAGUGCUAGCUGAUAUGGAAAGAGAGAGAAGGGAUCUUCAAUAUGGUCCAGAAGAGGUUGAAAAUCUCCCACAGUAUCCACUGGAAUUAGAACCAGAAGAGCUUGACAGAAGAAGAAGAAGAUUCCAGGGGGUUAGUCGAGAAGUGCGACUCCAAGCAAUCAAUGAAGAAAUUCGACAUAUGAAAAUGGCAUUGGAGAAGGACGAAUUAUAUGUGCUACGUUUUCAAUGUAAACGAGAUGACCGUCCAUUACCAUAUGACAUGUUCAUUCAGUUCACGAGGAAGUCUUCAGAUGGUACUGUCUACAUCGAACGUUUUAAACACGAUAGAACUUUGAGGGAGGCACAGAAGUAUCUGAUCAACAAAUUCCUUGGAAAUCGUCAAUUGGUUACGAAAAUCAGAUCGCUCGGCUUCUGGGCGCGUGAAAGUAACGGUCUAGUUAUUGGUCUUCCAGAAGGCAUCAAGUUUGAUGUUCAAGGGUUUGGAACUUCCGGAAACCUGUCAGAAGUUUUACAACGAGUCGAAACAAUUCUGGGGCAUCCAAACCGCCCGUUCACUCGUCUCGAGACGGAUGGCUUGAAAUUGGGAGACGGUAGAAAUCCGAAAGUUCGAGAUGCUGGAGUUUUGGUGUUGGUCAACAACUGGGAAGUCGAUGUUAUGGCAUUGUGUCGUGAAGUACCGAAUAAGAAAUUUGUGAUCUCCAUUGGCUACGUGAUACAGCCAGGAGAAUAUGCAAUGAUUGUAGAGAACUUGAUCAACGCAAAGGGGACACUCGGGACAUGUUAUGAAUUCAACCAAGUGAGAUGGUAUGAUACAGAGGGAGAUCCGAUGAGAGCUAUUGCUGCUCGCUUCGAGAAUGCUGCUGUAGAGGAGAGCCUCAUCAUCAUUCCACUCCCCCAUCAACUGCAACUUAAAGUUACCUGCGAACAAGAUCAGAAUUCAAGAAUUCCUCCGUACACAAUCAAAAUGGAAGUGGUUCAAAGUCAUUUUUAA